Molecule: messenger RNA, 2376 nt
Organism: Serinus canaria (Common canary)
Lineage: Eukaryota; Metazoa; Chordata; Aves; Passeriformes; Fringillidae
Gene: IGFALS
Product: insulin like growth factor binding protein acid labile subunit
Exons: 2
Coding region: 73-1902 (609 amino acids)
Cellular component (GO): plasma membrane
Molecular function (GO): protein binding
Source: RefSeq, a predicted model, not a curated record
CUCCAUCCAUCCCUGCGCAGUCGGAGGGGCCGGAGAGCGGAGCGGGAGCCCUGCCCUGCCCUGCCCGCCGCCAUGAGCGCAGGCAAAGCAGGCAUCCCCCUCCUGCUCCCCCUGGCCCUGCUGCUGGCUGCCGCCUCGCAGCCCCCCGGGGGGGACCCCCCGAAGGAGGGGGGGGACGGGGAAGGUCCGCGCUGCCCCAGCCCCUGCGCCUGCAGCCUGGACGAUUACAGCGAGGAGCUGAACGUCUUCUGCAGCGGCCGCAACCUCACCCGCCUGCCCGAGGACGUGCCCCACAACGCCAAAGCCCUGUGGCUGGACGGCAACAACUUCACGCUGCUGCCGGCCGCCGCCUUCAGGAAUUUGUCGGCCCUGGACUUCCUGGACCUGCAGAGCAGCCAGCUGGGCUCCGUGGAGCAGCACGCCUUCCAUGGGCUGCGCAGCCUCUACCACCUGCACCUGGAGCGCAACCGGCUCAGGCACCUGGCCCCGCACACCUUCCUGCACACGCAGAACCUCGUGUCCCUCAGCCUCAACAACAACCACUUCAGCAAGGUGGAGGAAGGGCUCUUCGCCGGGCUCUCCAACCUCUGGUACCUGAACCUGGGCUGGAACUCGCUGGUGGUGCUGCCUGACAAGGUGUUCCACGACUUGCCCAACCUGAGGGAGCUGAUCCUGGCCGGCAACAAGCUGCCCUACCUCCAGCACCAGCUCUUCUGCAGCCUCACCGAGCUGAAGGAGCUGGACCUGAGCGGGAACGCGCUCAAGGGCAUCAAGAUCAACAUCUUCGUCAAGCUGCAGAAGCUGCAGAAGCUGUACCUGAACCACAACCAGAUCAACGCCAUCGCCCCCCGCGCCUUCAUGGGCAUGAAGUCCCUGCGGUGGCUGGACCUGUCCCACAACCGCCUGGUCUCGCUCUACGAGGACACCUUCCUGGGCCUCCUGAGCCUGCACGUGCUGCGCCUGUCCACCAACUCCAUCACCGGCCUGAGGCCCAGGACCUUCAAGGACCUGCAGUUCCUGGAGGAGCUGCAGCUGGGGCACAACCGGAUCCGGGGCCUGGCGGAAAGGACCUUCGAGGGGCUGGGCCAGCUGGAGGUGCUGAGCCUCAACAACAACCAGCUGCAGGACGUCAGGGCCGGGGCCUUCCUGGGGCUGCACAACGUGGCCGUGAUGCACUUGUCCGCCAACUGCAUCAAGGUCCUGCCCGACUUUGUCUUCAAGGGGGUUGCCAAGCUGCACAGCCUCCACCUGGAGCACAGCUGUGUCGGCAGGAUCCGGGCCAACACCUUCUCCGGGCUCUCCAGCCUGCGGCGCCUCUUCCUGCAGCACAACAGCAUCUCCCUCAUCGAGGACCAGAGCUUCAGCGAACUGCACGAGCUCCUGGAGCUCGACCUGAAGCACAACAGGCUGAGCCACCUCUCGCCCCGGCUCUUCACGGGGCUCAGCAACCUGGAGUACCUCUUCCUCUCCUCCAACCAGCUCCUGGAGAUCUCCCAGGACACCUUCAGCCCGCUCCAGAGACUCUUCUGGCUCGACCUGUCCCACAACCAGCUGGAGACACUGGACAACAGCGUCAUCUCCCCCCUGACCAACCUGCGGUACCUCAGCCUGAGGAACAACUCCCUGGAGACCUUCUCGGUGGCGUUCCUGUGCCCGCCCUUCGCCCUGGAGCAGCUGUGGCUGGGGGGCAACAACUGGCACUGCAACUGCUCCCUGAAGGGCCUGCGGGACUUCUCCCUGCAGCACCCGGCCGUGGUGCCGCGCUUCGUGCAGUCGGUGGCCGAGGGGGACGACAGCCACGUCCCCAUCUACACCUACAACAACCUCACCUGCCUGCACCCGCCGGGCCUGGCGGGGCUGGACCUGCGUGACACUGCCCAGGAGAGCUUUGCUCACUGCUGAGCUGGGCUGGCCCUCCCAGGGACCCUCAUCCCGGCCCUGUGGCCGCCCCAGCCAGAGCACAGAUUUGCCACCGCCUCCAGCAGCCGCCUCGCUCAGAAGAUGCUGGAUGGGCACCAGACCCCCUGGGCUUCAAACUGAGUAUUUCAGUCCUUUAAUAUUUAAGUAGCAGCCUCCAGGGCAGAGCGUGGUUGCUCCCAGCUCCCAGCAGGAUAAUCUCUGGAUGGGGGAAUGCUGCACCCCCAGCCCUGCAGCCACAGCAAGGGGCAGCCCUGCCCAGGCCAGGACUUUUAUGAGACAAAAGAAAGCGUUUUCCUGCCAUGGAGGAGGAAAAGAAGCCCCCCUGAGCUUAGGGAAGGGGCAGAGGACUUGCUGCAAUGAUCCCUUGCAGCAGCAGGUGUAGGCAGGGCACAGAAAGCCACUCGUUGCUCACCUGAUAAAUGGCAGCAGACAAAUAAACCUUUGGAGCUAUUGCAA